Messenger RNA from Penicillium mononematosum, 666 nucleotides. Its product is annotated as CSN8/PSMD8/EIF3K family protein. Gene Ontology annotation, biological process: protein deneddylation; COP9 signalosome assembly. The coding region runs from base 1 to 666 and encodes 221 amino acids. Lineage: Eukaryota; Fungi; Ascomycota; Eurotiomycetes; Eurotiales; Aspergillaceae. The transcript is spliced from 3 exons. The record is from RefSeq and is a predicted model, not a curated record. Gene Ontology annotation, cellular component: COP9 signalosome.
AUGGAGCUGCCUCCACUGACCAUGGAGCAGCUCUCACAGCUGGUGGCUUCCAACGCUCCACCGUCACAGCUCUUCGAAGCCCUAUCACGAUAUGAGCUUCAAGCAUGUCUCAUUUCUACCGGGAGCAAUGGUCCUAACGCAGGCGGCGAUGGCUCCACACUAUUGAGCAUGUUCUACUCGAGCUUCUUUCUCGUCCAUCUUCUUACCGACCAAGUAUCUGAAGCUCGCGCCUUAACGAAACGAAUUCCCGAAGCCCUGCUACAAUAUGACCCUUCUUUACAGAACUGCUUGACUUUGCUGCGAGCGGUAUGGCAGACUCAACACGCACAGGUCUACCAGGUACUCCGAGGCCUACCAUGGCCAGACGCUUUACAGCCACUAGUUCGGAGAUAUGAGAGUUUCUUCCAAGACAAGACCUUGAUCGCAGUGAGCAGGUCUUACGAAGCUAUACGACUAGUUACAGCAGCGAUCCACCUGGGUCUUGAUGAGCAGCUUGCCGAGAAGGAAGAUCCAAACAUAAUAUCGAAUUUCACGAAAUGUGGGUGGUCAUGGGAUUCGGAAUCAAAGCUGCUGCAUCCCAAACCUAUUGUGGUAUCGCCCACGGAACCUCAGUCUUCCAACGGGAUUCGCAAGGCAAUGGCAAUGUUGGGAACGCGGGCAUGUUAA